AUAUGCUCUUCAUUCAUAUUCAAUGUUCUAUUACUUAUUCUGAUCAUUGAGAGCACAAUCAAAAUGGUAGUUCUUCCUUGCAGGUUGUUUUCCCUUCAAUGUUUUCUCCUCCUCAUGAUAAUGGUGUCUCAAGCCAGAGCCCAGCAAGACCUUUAUUCCAUUUGCAUGAAUGGCAAAGGAAACUACACCCUCAACAGCACCUACCACAACAACCUCAAAACCGUCCUCUCCACACUCUCUUCCAACACAGAAAUCAACUAUGGCUUCUACAAUUUCUCUUAUGGCCAAGGCAUAGACAAAGUUUCAGCCAUAGGAUUCUGCAGAGGAGAUCUCAAACCUGGUGAUUGUCUCAAGUGCCUCAACAACUCAAGGGUCCUCCUCACACAACAGUGUCCAAACCAGAAAGAAGCAGUUGGGUAUAUUGACAACUGCAUGUUGAGGUACUCAAACAGGUCCAUCUUUGGCACCAUGGAGAUUCGUCCUGAGAUUUACUUGGCGAACGUCAACAAUGUAACAAAGGUGGAUGAGUUCAACCAAGCGCUGAGGAGCUUGUUUUAUGAUUUGAGAAACAGGGCUAAGUCAGGGGACUCUCGUUUAAAGUAUGCUACUGGAAAUGUUUCUGGUCCAGAUUUUCUAGAUUUGUAUGGUCUGAUGCAGUGCACUCCUGAUCUGUCUAGCCUGAAAUGUGAUGAGUGCUUGUCUGGGGCUGUUGGAGAGUUGCCAGGAUGUUGUGAUAGUAAGAUAGGUGCGAGAGUUAUUAGACCAAGUUGUAAUAUUAGAUAUGAAACCUACCCGUUCUAUGAAACGCCACCACCACCACCACCACCACCAUCACCAACACCAUCCUUAUCAACACCACCAACUUCAGAAUCCACUAAUAGUACAUCCUCAGAUGGGAAGAGCAACACAUCUAAAAUUGCCAUAGCCAUAGCAGUUCCGGUUGUUGUUGUUGUACUGGUGCUAAGUUCUAUCUGCAUCUAUUCACGAGUGAAGAAGCCAAGAGAAAAUGUUGAAAUUCCUUCACAAGUUGAUGAUGAUUAUGAUGAUGAAAUCAAAAACAGUGAGUCACUACAAUUCAACUUUGACACCAUACGAGUUGCUACAAAUGACUUCUCUGAUUCUAAUGAGCUUGGACAAGGCGGAUUCGGAGCUGUUUACUGGGGUAAGCUAUCUAAUGGACAAGUUAUUGCUGUCAAAAGAUUGUCAAUGAAUUCUGGUCAAGGAGAUACAGAGUUUAAGAAUGAAGUGCUCCUAGUGGCUAAGCUUCAACACAGAAAUUUAGUUAGGCUUCUCGGUUUCAGUUUGAAAGGGAGAGAAAGGCUCCUUAUCUAUGAAUUUGUUCCAAAUAAAAGUCUUGACUACAUCAUAUUUGAUCCAAAAAGGAAAGCACAUUUGGAUUGGGAAAAGCGCUAUAAAAUCAUACAGGGUAUUGCUCGAGGCCUUCUUUACCUUCAUGAGGAUUCGCGGUUGCGCAUUAUACAUCGUGAUCUCAAAGCAAGCAAUAUUCUCUUAGAUGAAGAGAUGAAUGCUAAGAUAUCAGAUUUUGGCAUGGCAAGACUGAUUGUUGUGGAUCAAACACAAGGAAAUACAAGUAGAAUUGCUGGAACCUAUGGAUAUAUGGCACCAGAGUAUGUAAUGUAUGGACAAUUUUCAGUAAAAUCAGAUGUCUACAGUUUUGGUGUGCUGGUUCUUGAGAUUAUAAGUGGCCAAAAAAACAGUGGUAUUGGUCAUGGGGAGAAUGUGGAGGAUCUAUUAAGCUUUGCAUGGAGAAACUGGAGGGAGGGGACACCUACAAAUAUUGUAGAUCCAACAUUAAACAACAGUUCAAGAAGUGAAAUGAUAAGAUGCAUUCACAUUGGUUUACUUUGUGUUCAAGAAAACAUAUCUACCAGACCACCUAUGGCUUCCAUUGCACUCAUGCUUGGAAGCUAUUCUCUGACUCUUCCUGUGCCUUCAGAACCUGGAUUUUUCGUGGGUAGAACUAGAAGCCACCCAAACACGUCUUCGUGGGAAGACAAUUCAAGGGAAACAAGAUCAAGUGAAUUGAUACUCAAAUCAGCUCAAGAAUCAAUAAAUGAAGCUUCAAUUACUGAGCUGUACCCUCGUUAAUUGGAUUCUGGUCAUUGGGGUGAUGAUAGUAUUUACUUAUAUCAUCUAUGUUUCAACCAAAAUAGAAUGUCCUUCGGAUUUGCUCGUGUAAAGACUUGGUUGGAUCUUAUUCGUUUAAAGUGAAUCAGAAACUGUAAUAUAACAUUCAGUUGGUUUUGAAGUAUAAGGUUUGACACGUUUGUUAUGUAUUUAUGUAUUGAUGUGAGAAAUCUGAUUUUGUGUUGCAUCUGUUA
Messenger RNA from Lotus japonicus, 2342 nucleotides. RefSeq names its product cysteine-rich receptor-like protein kinase 44. The record is from RefSeq and is a predicted model, not a curated record. Bases 64 to 2109 code for a protein of 681 amino acids. The transcript is spliced from 8 exons. Gene Ontology annotation, molecular function: ATP binding; protein kinase activity. NCBI's taxonomy places the organism in Eukaryota, Viridiplantae, Streptophyta, Magnoliopsida, Fabales, Fabaceae. Gene Ontology annotation, biological process: protein phosphorylation.